GAACGAAGAUUGGCCCACGCGCCGCGCCGUCCGCCGUUGCUAAGGAGGGCCAGAGACGCGGCCUUUAGCAACGGGCCCUCUCCCGGCGCCUGUGAGGCCCCGAUGGCGGCCGCCGCUAGUCCCACCGUCUUCCUUCUCAUGGUCAAUGGGCAGAUCGAGAGCGCGCAGUUCCCGGAGUUUGACGACCUCUACUGCAAGUACUGCUUCGUGUACGGUUACGACUGGGCCCCUACUUCAGGUUUGGAAGAAGGAAUCUCGCAGAUCACUUCUAAAAACAGAGUCGCCCCGCAAGACCUGGUGUGGAAUUUCCCCAUUGACAUCACCUUCAAGAGCACGAAUCCCUUUGGCUGGCCUCAGAUAGUCAUAAGCGUGUACGGCCCUGAUCUUUUUGGGAAUGACGUGGUCCGAGGCUACGGAGCGGUUCACAUUCCUUUUACCCCGGGGAGGCACAAGAGGACCAUCCCAAUGUUCGUUCCUGAAUCGACGUCCAAGCUGCAGAAGUUUACAAGCUGGCUUAUGGGAAGACGCCCAGAGUUCACAGACCCCAAGGUCGUAGCGCAGGGAGAAGGCCGAGAAGUGACCCGGGUGCGCUCGCAAGGCUUCGUCACCCUCUCCUUCAACGUGGUGACCAAGGACAUGAAGAAGCUGGGCUACGAUGUGAGCCCUGCCAGCGCGUCCAACCCCUCGCUCACGUCGGUGGCAGGCGGCAUUCAAAACUACUGAACACCAGGUGGUUCCCGGCCUGCUUUGAAAGCCCGUAGGGUGAGCUGCCCCCCUGGCAAAGGUUUUUGAACUAGGGUCACUCAGCUCAGGCCUGUUGUAGUUGUCGCAGGACUAACAAGCGUGUCCCGAGGACCAUUUCAAACGUUCUGUUUCCAUGGUUCUAGGGCAGAGGUGCUGAGCUUAUAACCUAUAGCCUGUGUCUGAACCCCGUCCCCUGCCCCCCCCCCCGCCCAAGCAAUUUUGGGUCCUCCCCAAAUACCAGUUUUGCCUGCAGGGACAAAAUCAGCAGCAAGUAACGUGGUUAGCAGAGAGGUUUAAACUCAGCCCAGCAUUGUGCCAGUUUCACCCUCUUCAUAUGAACUGCAGAGCGGGCUGAGUUUUCCUUCCCUCUACCCAGUGCAGCAGGGAUAGCUAACAUGGUUGCCUCCAGGUGACUGCAUCUCCCAUCAUCCCUGGCCUUCUGGCCAAGCCUGAUGGGAGUUGGAGUUCCGACAACCGUAGAGCACUGACAAAGGGGCAUUCUACCCAAAGGAAUGUAGCAGGAUUCUGGAGGACACCAGGCAAUGGCAGAUGGCUCAUGUAAGGAAGGGUUCCAUGUAUGUAUAAAUGUAGUGCAGCAGGGAGCAAGCUUGCAGGCUUUGUUUUUUAGCAGCGCAGCACUUGAAAGGAUUACCUGCAGCUUAAAAUGUGGUUCGUUUUUUUACACCUCACAAGCCUACACGGUAGGAGGGUUGGCUUCACUGUCGUGCCACUCAGUUUCUCGUUUCUGCUUUGAAGGGUCGGCUAUCCCAUUAUGGCCGAGACAGAAAGUUUAGCACGCAGGAAGGGCUUACAAACUUGCCUCCUCUGUGCCAGCUACACUUAAGGCAUUUGCAAGUGUUCCUCUGCCCAGCUUGCAGUUUUCUUCAGGGGAAUGUUCCUGUAUAUUCCAAAGCACGUCCUGGCCCUAAUGCUCCAACCUCCCCAAGUUAAUCCUUUGCUUUUUGCACACACGUUACUCAUGCUUAAUGAUGUUUGGAAAGUUGGAGGUAAGAGAGAAUCUCUUUUUCUAGUUCUCUGACCGCCCCUUCUGGCACCUGAUUUAUCCCAUUUCAUCAGUAUUGCAGAGCUGGUUUAAAUUAGUCCUGCAGCAAACAAGUGGGCUUAAUGGCCAGCAUGGAUGAGGCCUGCAGGAAAGACAAGGGAAAUCAAGUACAAGGGAUAAGUUCGAAUAUUACUUGAAACUGGUUUCUUGCCGUAUGGGAAGUGAUAUUUUAAAAAUAAUGCCAACACUUAUUUAUGAAAGCAAUACCAUUCGCAAUUAAACAGAUGAGCUUAUUUAGAAUUUCCUACAUCAAAAUUGGUGCUUUGUAAAUUCCCACCAAGUUGCCCGGUGUACUUUGGAAGGGCCCUUGUACUUACACCAUUUUGUACAGUUUCUUUUUAAAUAAAGGAUUUCCACAUUUGUGGGGGCAGCUG
This is a messenger RNA of Zootoca vivipara (common lizard), 2181 nucleotides long. RefSeq names its product B9 domain containing 1 (gene B9D1). Gene Ontology annotation, cellular component: MKS complex. Gene Ontology annotation, biological process: cilium assembly. Lineage: Eukaryota; Metazoa; Chordata; Lepidosauria; Squamata; Lacertidae. The record is from RefSeq and is a predicted model, not a curated record.